AUAAAGGGGUGGGGUUAAGAAAAUGCCUCACCAUAACAAGAAUGAACGCGUGCUCUGACACGAGCUUUACAGGAGUUUGCAGAACUCAGCCCGGUGAGGAGGACCGAGGAAAAAACACCAAUGGCCCGACCAGUGCGAGUUUAAACCAACCGCAGUUUUGACAGCUGGGACUUUUAGACCUAGACAUACUCUCUCUUCGUUGAUAAUGGACCCCAACAAUGAGACCAAGAAGACUCGCACUCUGCUGCCAACCCCCACUCACCUACCAGGCAAUCAUGCUUCUGAAACCCAGAGGCUGACCUCACCCAAAGGACCAGGCUGCAGCUGGCUGGUGGUGAUUGCAGCCGUGUCCGCCUCACUGAGCGGCUUAAUGCUGGGCUAUGAAAUGGGCCUGACCUCUGGGGUCCUGCUGCAGCUGCGGAGCGUCCUCUCUCUCUCCUGCCGAGAACAAGAACUUCUGGUGAGCUCCCAGCUGCUCGGAGCUCUUCUCGUCUGUCUGGCAGGGGGCCCCCUUCUGGAUCGCUACGGCCGCCGCUGCUCUCUGCUCCUGAGCGCCGCCCUGGUGGUCGGAGGGACUAUCGUGCUCGUCGCUUUGACUUCUCUCGUAGCUCUCACGCUGGGCCGCGUGGUGGUCGGAAUGGGGACGUCUCUGUCGGGAACCGCAGCGUGCCUGUACAUUGCAGAGAUCUCGCCGAGGGAGCGGAGGGGCCUGCUGGUCACCCUGUACGAGCUGAUGCUGGUCGUAGGGGUGAUGCUGGGCUUCAGCUGCAGCUACGCCUUCACUACUACGCCGCGCGGCUGGGCGUACACAUUUGGACUUGUGAUUCCUCCUGCACUGCUCCAGAUGGGCGCACUCUUCUUCCUCCCUCCUAGUCCUCGCUUCCUUGUGACUCAGGGCAAAGUGGAGCAGGCGAGAGCGGUGCUGGCGAGGAUGAGGGGCAGAGCUAAGGAAGACGUGGCAGACGAGCUGAGGGACAUCCAGGUUGGACUGAAGGAAGAAUCCGAACACAGUUUCUGGGAGCUGUUCAGUUCCAGGGCAAACCUGCGGUCACGGUUGGUUACGGGCAUGGCCUUAGUGUUUCUCCAGCAGGCCACUGGGCAGCCCAACGUCCUCUCCUACGCCUCGCCGCUCCUCCGCAGCGUCGGCUUCGACAGUGACGAUGCCGCAACCUUGGCCUCCACGGGUUUCGGAGUGGUCAAGGUAGUGGCCACGAUCCCCGCCGUGCUGCUGGUCGACCGCGUGGGGACCAAGCUCUUCCUGUGCGUGGGCGCGAUCGCAAUGGGAACGUCUCUGGCUGCGCUCGGUACUCUGACUCUGCAAAGCCACACUCACCUAACAAGCCUGUGUAAAAGUCAGACUUUAGCGAACCACACAGAUUCACCGUGGGAUUUAAACGGAACCUCAGUAGAACUGGACAGCAGUGAGAUUUUUUCCACUCAGCUCCCCAGCCACUGGAGCGCUGAGGAGGCACAAAGGACUGACGCCGAGACCGACAGGUCUUGGGGCUUGGAUUCAGAAAAAACUCAUGUAGAACUAUCUUCCUCGUUAAAGUGGGCAUCUCUGAUUAGCUUGCUGGUGUACGUGGCUGCCUUCUCGAUUAGCCUCGGACCCAUGGUCUACGUGGUUCUCAGUGAGAUCUUCCCCAUGGGAGUCAGAGGCAGGGCCGUGUCGGUCGUGUCGGCAGUGAACUGGGCCACAAACCUGCUCAUUUCCAUGACUUUUCUCACCAUCACAGAAAAGAUCGGCGUUCCCAAUGUAAUGUUUCUAUACUCCGGUAUGAGUUUUGUCCUGCUGGUUUUCGUCAUCCUUUGCGUUCCUCAGACCAAAGGCCGGACACUGGAGGAGAUAUCAAAAGAGCUGGCAAGCAAGAAGAACUUUGAGGUAAACCUCUUCAGACAGGCGCAGCCUCAGGAGACCCUGAUCAGAAGGAGCCCGUCCACAGAGUGUCCCGCAAAAAUCUAACACCGUUUUUUUUUUUUUUCUCCUGCUGUAACCGGAGACAUUAUCAAAAACAAAACAAUGCCUUGAAAAUAUAGACCAGAUCUUGGUCCCAUCUGUUUAUCCCA
This is a messenger RNA of Poecilia reticulata (guppy), 2067 nucleotides long. RefSeq names its product solute carrier family 2 member 12 (gene slc2a12). Gene Ontology annotation, cellular component: membrane. The record is from RefSeq and is a predicted model, not a curated record. Gene Ontology annotation, molecular function: D-glucose transmembrane transporter activity. Gene Ontology annotation, biological process: circulatory system development; D-glucose transmembrane transport. NCBI's taxonomy places the organism in Eukaryota, Metazoa, Chordata, Actinopteri, Cyprinodontiformes, Poeciliidae.